GGCGCCAAACGAGCAUACGUGUAACUUCGUUCCCAACGAAAUGUUUACAAUCGAAUUGUGAAAGAUAAACGAACAAACGAUCAUUAUCGUCGUCGUAAUAUAUCGUGACAAUAGCAAUUAUUUUGUUUUUAAGACACACUAUGUACUUUCUUUGUAUCGUCAUUUUAUUUUUUUAAACCAUUGCGAUGUCGGAACCUGGAUUAUCUUUCGACGAGGAAGUGCUUUCACCAGACGUUUUCGAUGAUGUAGACAUGACAAAUAACCCCGAAAAUUCCGAUGAUUCACGCUCGAUGUCCAUUGAUGCUAACGAACCGGAACCUUCAGAUGGUGUAUUUGAAUGGAAAGGCAUGAGCAUGGACGAGAUUCGAAAAGGCUUGGGUAUAUAUGAUUGCCAAGAACUUUCUCCCAUAGUUCCUUCUAUAUCUCAUACAGUAUUAAUAUUGUUACCAUUACCUGCUCGUGGAACACCAAAACCUUAUCCUGCACAUCAAGUGGAUAAAUGGUGCCAGGGUUAUGUACGAAUGCCACAUUCCAAACAUAAUGUAUAUCCAAUAGAUCAGAAUAAAACUCCUCGUUGCCGAAAUAGAUGGGAAAUAAUACAGGAAUCACUACUUAGGAAUUUUGUUUCAACUCAACAACUAGAAAGUGCAAUACUUUCUUAUAAUCACAUAUAUGCACAACGCUGGGACUUUGCAGCACUGCAUCAUUUCUUUUCCGAGGUAGCUGAUGAAGAAGAAACAAAUAUUUUCUUUGCUGUACUAUUGCCAAAAAUGAUUCAACUUGCUUUACAACUUCCUGUUUUGGUAACUGGUCCUGUGCCUCUUUUGAAACAUCACACUAAUGCAGCAAUCAGUCUUAGCCAAUUACAAAUAGCCUCUUUACUGGCUAAUGCAUUUUUCUGCACAUUUCCAAGACGUAAUUCGACUAAGCCGCAGUCUGAAUAUGGAACAUACCCACAGAUCAAUUUCAAUAGGUUGUUUUCAGCAUAUAAAGAGGAAAAGUGGAACAGGUGCGAGUCAGUAAUGGAAAAAAUGAAAUGUAUAGUACAUUAUUUCAGAAGGGUGACAUCUACAGCCCCAGAGGGUGUAGUAACAAUUCAACGACGUUAUAUACCUAAGUCAGAUUGUCCGAAAUGGGGCGAACAAGUACAAAAACUUCCACCGUUACACAUUACAAGCAAAGGAACGAUAGAAACAGAAGGAGCUGGACUCCUGCAAGUGGAUUUCGCUAAUAAAUACGUAGGUGGCGGUGUUCUCGGCUUAGGAUGCGUACAAGAGGAGAUAAGAUUUGUAAUCUGUCCAGAAUUAAUGGUAACGAUGCUUGUUACGGAAGAAUUAGAUGAUACGGAAGCGCUAAUUGUUAGUGGCGUCGAGAGAUAUAGUACAUACAAAGGUUAUAGUAACACUUUUAAAUGGUUGGGUGACUAUGUUGACGAAACACCUCGGGAUAGCAGUGGACGACGACUGACAUCUGUUGUUGCAAUCGAUGCUCUUUAUUUUAAGCACCCGCAAUCACAAUUCAGUAUAAAUAACAUAACGAGAGAACUUAAUAAGGCAUAUGUCGGAUUCGUUGGAUGUGAAAGUAAUAGGAACAAUCUCCCUGCUAUAGCAACCGGAAAUUGGGGAUGCGGAGCAUUUCGCGGAAAUUCAAAAUUAAAAGUAUUAUUGCAGCUAAUGGCUGCGGCUGUAACAGGUCGAAGUAUGGUUUAUUUUACUUUCGGAGAUACAAACUUACGAGAUGAUAUCGCCGAAAUGUAUUCGCAUUUUGUAGCACACGAGACAAACAUAGCCCAUAUAUUUUCUUUAUUGAUACAGUACCAAGAAUUCGCUCCAACCGGGGAUUUGGAUUUUUAUCAUUUUUUACAUAAUCGAAGUAAAAUAAAACCUCUGUCGCAGUAUUUAAAUAAAAAUCAGCAAACAAAGAUUUCCGUGGUGAAAGAAGAUAUUUUUAAAACAAGUAAAAGCGUUAAUAUCAACGACAAGCAGUCUUUUCACUUUAAUUUUAAACGACAACAAACGGAAGAAGAAAGAAUUCAAGAAUGGUUAGCUAAUUAUGACGAAGAUAUUGUAAAUAAGGAGAAAACGGAAUCCGUAAAGGAGGAGUACGUCGAAGUUAAAAAUAUUCUGGGAAAAGAACAAAUUGAAAACAGCGAUAGCAUAGAUGAAAAAGCGGAUCAAGAUCAAGAUAAAGUUGAUACAGAGAAGAAAAGAAAGCCAUCUUUAUGGAAAAUUUCAGAAGACACGGGAAAAACUAAAAUGAUUCACAAACAGCGACUAUCUGGUCUCGAAGUAUUAGAUACAAACCAAGAGCUUUCUCAUCAGGCAAGUAACAAUUGCGAUAUAUUACCAAACGACGAGGGUCAACCAACAUCUACCGAAUCGAAUCACACAUGUAAAUUUAUUCAAAUUUUAAACGAAACAUCUACGGUAUCCUGCAAACGCAAUUCAUCGACUAAAAAAAUUGGACAGACAACAAUUACAGAUUUUUUCCAUUAAACAUCGCGAAGAUACUGAAAUAUUUAGGACUAAACGUUUCUUUCAAAGAUCGUUUAACAUAAGAUUUUCUUAUCACACGUAUUUUGUAUAUAGGAAACUACUAGCAAAUUAAAAAGUUAUUGUAAAUAAAUUUGCAAAUAUACUGACAUCUGUUAUUGCAAUCGAUGCUCUUUAUUUUAAGCACCCGCAAUCACAAUUCAGUAUAAUUAAUAUAACGAAAGAACUUAAUAAGGUAUUGGUUGUACCAUUCAUAUGCAGAUUAUGGUGACAUCUUCAAUUGGAAUCUGAUCGACGAUCAAUGUAAUUACAAGAUAAUAAAUCGCAAAACUGUUUUCGUUUC
Molecule: messenger RNA, 2835 nt
Organism: Hylaeus anthracinus
Lineage: Eukaryota; Metazoa; Arthropoda; Insecta; Hymenoptera; Colletidae
Product: poly(ADP-ribose) glycohydrolase-like
Exons: 11
Coding region: 186-2495 (769 amino acids)
Biological process (GO): ATP generation from poly-ADP-D-ribose; carbohydrate metabolic process; nucleotide-sugar metabolic process
Cellular component (GO): nucleus; cytoplasm
Molecular function (GO): poly(ADP-ribose) glycohydrolase activity
Source: RefSeq, a predicted model, not a curated record